GGCCCGGGCCCAGCGGGCGGGCCCGCUCCCUCCCCGCCGAGCAGCGCCCGCGGCCCGAGCCGACUCCCCCGCGCCGCGCUCCGAUCCCGCUCCAGCCGCCGCUCGGUACCGCGCACGGUCCCUGCGCCCGGCGCGCGAGCCCCCGCCGCGGCCGCCGCUGUCCGACGUGUCACUGCGAGGGCCCCGCCCCCGGGGGGUGGGGCCUCGUGCUCCAGCUACCGGAGAGGGCGGGGAAGGGGGAGGUUAAAGGGGAAGGACCCCCGGAAGUGCCCCCUCCUCAGUGCGCGAGAGGGAGACGCCGGGGGCGGAGUCCCCUGCCUCCGCCGGCGUGGUUGGUGCGCCCGGGUGACGUCAGAAGCAGCCCGCCCCUGCCAGGAUGGUGUGCCCCGAGUGACGUCAGGAGCAGAGGCCGGAGCUGUCCAUCAGCACCAAAGGCCGCGGGCGGGCUCAGGGCAUGGGGCCGCGGCUCCGGGGCAGCCCGCGCCCCUGCUGCUGCUCCUGCUCCUUUCCCUUCCCCAGGCCCAGCCCUAGGCCCCGGACGCCGUGGGACUGGAGUGCCAGCUGGUGUUGGAGGCGGGGCGGCGACGCUGCCACACGGAGACCGAUCUCUCCGGCCCAGCAGCCCCCUUCCCUGCUCGGCGGACUUUCCCCGGACCCCAGUCAGCGGGGGCCUCCGGCGCCCCGCCACCCCGACCCUUCCGGCCCCUGCACGGCCUCUUUGGCUCGGAAGCUCAGGUCGCCUCCAGCCCAGGCUGGCCUGGGAGACUGACUCCCUCUCGUCUCCAGCACUAUGCCAGGCACUACGGCGACUCUGCGGUUCCAGCUGCUGCCCCCUGAGCCAGACGAUGCCUUCUGGGGCGCACCCUGUGAACAGCCCCUGGAGCGCAGGUACCAGGCACUGCCGGCCCUCGUCUGCAUCAUGUGCUGUCUGUUUGGAGUCGUCUACUGCUUCUUUGGUUACCGCUGCUUCAAGGCAGUGCUCUUCCUCACUGGGUUGCUGUUCGGCUCGGUGGUCAUCUUCCUGUUGUGCUACCGAGAGCGGGUGCUGGAGACACAGCUGAGUGCCGGGGCGAGUGCGGGCAUCGCGCUGGGCAUCGGGCUGCUCUGCGGGCUGGUGGCCAUGCUGGUGCGCAGCGUGGGCCUCUUCUUGGUGGGGCUGCUGCUCGGGCUGCUGCUCGCCGCUGCUGCCCUGCUGGGCUCCGCACCCUACUACCAGCCAGGCUCCGUGUGGGGCCCCCUGGGGCUGCUGCUGGGGGGUGGCCUGCUCUGCGCCCUGCUCACGCUGCGCUGGCCACGCCCGCUCACCACCUUGGCCACUGCCGUGACGGGUGCUGCGCUCAUCGCCACCGCCGCUGACUACUUUGCAGAGCUGCUGCUGCUGGGGCGCUAUGCGGUGGAGCGACUGCGGGCCGCCCCCGUGCCCCCACUCUGCUGGCGGAGCUGGGCCCUGCUGGCGCUGUGGCCCCUGCUCAGCCUGAUGGGCGUCCUGGUGCAGUGGCGGGUGACGGCCGAGGGAGACUCCCAUACGGAAGUGGUCAUCAGCCGCCAGCGACGACGUGUGCAGCUGAUGCGGAUUCGCCGGCAGGAAGAGCACAAGGAGAGGCGGCGGAAGAAGAGACCCCCUCGGGCACCCUCCAGAGGCCCGCGGGCUCCUCCAAGGCCUGGGCCCCCUGACCCUGCUUAUCGGCGCAGGCCAGUGCCCAUCAAACGCUUCAACGGAGAUGUCCUCUCCCCGAGCUACAUCCAGAGCUUCCGGGACCGGCAGACGGGAAGCUCCCUGAGCUCCUUCAUGGCCUCGCCCACAGAUGCGGACUAUGAGUAUGGGUCCCAGGGGCCACUGACGGCCUGCUCGGGCCCCCCCGUGCGGGUAUAGCAGUACAGCUGCUCCUACCCACCCAGACUCUGUGGUCACCAGCUCUGCCAGCUCGGGGAGGCCUGCUGGGCCCCCGCCCAGCCUGCCUGACCCUGCGGCCUUUGGCUGUCCCUCUCCCCGCCCUGAGGAGAGAUGGCCUAGCCACUAGAGGGGGGACCUGUCUCAGGCUGGGCCUGGCCUGAGGGGCAAGCCCCCUCCCACGCUCCCGAGGGGCUCCUGAGGGACUCGGGGUGUGAGCCCCACUGGGGUGUGCUCAGGGUUAUGAGUGUGUCACCUGUGUGUGCCUGUGUGUGGAGGGGUGGGCUUGGAGGGGACACUGGGACCUUUGCCUUAGAUUUCUGAUGGGUAGGGCUUCUCCAAGGUGGGCCCCCUCCUCUCCCACUGCUGGGGUGCUCUGGGCCACCCUCCUGCAUGUCUGACUGGAGGAGGCCUGCCUUCCUCCCCCAUCGCUCUGCCUCUCAACCAAACCAGACUCAUCUAAGGCUUCUUGUCUGUCCACGGGGCAAACUGCAGCACCCCUCACCCUGGUCCCCUGUCCUCUGCAAAGCCACCAGUCUGAGGGCAGUGGCAGGGGAUGGGGUUGGGGGCGCUGCUCUGGGCUGGGCUGGGGAAGAGGGUUGGUGGGGAGGGGGCUUAAAUGCACGGUGCAUGUCUGGUGUCUGUCCUGCCACCCGGACACCUCAUGCUUCUGUCUCCUCCCAUCCCACCCUGUUUUACAUCUUUUAUAAAUGUGCCAAACUGUGUGGCUUCUGCCAGGAGUGGUGGUCUUCGGUGGCUGGCACCUCCAUGGGCCAAGCUGGAAGCACUGCAGCCCUUGGUCCCCCGUGUCACUCACUACACAGGGGCUCCAGGCAAGUUCUACCCUCCUGUGUCACACAGAGAGCCAGGGAAAAGGACUGUACCACUUUUAUUGUCUCCCAACACCUCUGUUCCCCUGCCUACCCCCCCCUCCCCGCCCGGGGUUAGGGCACACGCCUUCCAAGCUGUCCGAGGGCACCCGCCUGGCCUGGUUCGGUCCUCCUAGCUACCUGCAGAGGAAUGACUCUGCGUGGGGCUGGGGAGAGAGUGGGUACCACCGUCCUCUCCCCUGGCAGAGCCUAAGCACCCACACAGGAAGAGCCGGGCCCUCACCUCUGCCCCACCCUCUUGGGGCCUCUGUCAGGGCUGCCUA
This is a messenger RNA of Diceros bicornis minor, 3044 nucleotides long. It is a transcript of the gene TMEM198, whose product is annotated as transmembrane protein 198. Gene Ontology annotation, cellular component: plasma membrane; cytoplasmic vesicle. Lineage: Eukaryota; Metazoa; Chordata; Mammalia; Perissodactyla; Rhinocerotidae. The transcript is spliced from 5 exons. The record is from RefSeq and is a predicted model, not a curated record. Gene Ontology annotation, biological process: positive regulation of canonical Wnt signaling pathway. The coding region runs from base 791 to 1873 and encodes 360 amino acids.